Messenger RNA from Tupaia belangeri chinensis (Chinese tree shrew), 1737 nucleotides. It is a transcript of the gene CLDN11, whose product is annotated as claudin 11. The record is from RefSeq and is a predicted model, not a curated record. NCBI's taxonomy places the organism in Eukaryota, Metazoa, Chordata, Mammalia, Scandentia, Tupaiidae. The coding region runs from base 90 to 713 and encodes 207 amino acids. Gene Ontology annotation, cellular component: bicellular tight junction; membrane. The transcript has 3 exons. Gene Ontology annotation, molecular function: structural molecule activity.
GCGAGUGAGCCCGGGAGAGGGGGUUCGGGCGCGGGCGCUGUCCAGCCCGGGGCCGCAGCACAGCCAGCGAGGGCCGAGGCGCGGGCACCAUGGUGGCCCUGUGCCUGCAGGUGGUGGGCUUCGUCACGAGCUUCGUGGGCUGGAUCGGCAUCAUCGUCACCACGUCCACCAACGACUGGGUGGUGACCUGCGGCUACACCAUCCCCACCUGCCGCAAGCUGGACGAACUGGGCUCCAAGGGGCUGUGGGCCGACUGCGUCAUGGCCACGGGGCUGUACCACUGCAAGCCCCUGGUGGACAUCCUCAUCCUGCCGGGCUACGUGCAGGCCUGCCGCGCCCUCAUGAUUGCUGCCUCGGUCCUGGGUCUGCCGGCCAUUUUGCUGCUGCUGACGGUGCUCCCCUGCAUCCGGAUGGGCCAUGAGCCUGGAGUGGCCAAGUACAGGCGGGCCCAGCUGGCUGGUGUUUUGCUCAUUCUGCUGGCUCUCUGCGCCAUUGUCGCCACCAUCUGGUUCCCCGUGUGUGCCCACCGCGAGACCACCAUCGUGAGCUUCGGCUACUCGCUGUACGCAGGCUGGAUCGGGGCGGUGCUGUGCCUCGUGGGAGGCUGCGUCAUCGUCUGCUGCUCCGGAGACGCCCAGGCGUUUGGAGAAAACCGUUUCUACUACUCUUCGGGCUCCAGCUCCCCGACUCAUGCCAAGAGCGCCCACGUAUAAGGGAGCUGCUGAGCUGCCCACAGAGGUGCUGUGACGCCGGCCCUGGCCCUAGGCUUGCUUGCCACAGUGGGAAGAAAGCCCACUCCUCCGCCAGGCUCCAAAGAUCCAGGAACGCAUCCUGUCUGGUAUUUUGUAGCCUUAACACCCCCGCCCUCUCUGUUGGCUUAAAGGAAAUCCUUAGCUCGAAUCAUGCCCGUAGGUUAUCCUCAGGGUGUUGCCUACCCACGAUUAGCUCUUUCUUAGGCAUCCCUUUGUUGUUUAUUAAAUAAAUAUAUAUAUAUUUUGUUUCUCUCUAAAUUUCAAAUGUUUUGCAAACAUUGCUGAGUUGGGUGGGGGUAGGGGAGAUAAAUAAAAGACACGUUUCAAACCGUUACAGAUGACAAUGGGAGCCUCAGAAGGGUGUGUUUCCUCCCUGUUCUUCAGCUCCAAGGUCAUCUACCCAGUUAUUGACAUCUAAGAGACAGAAAAGGAUCAAACUGGGGACAUGGGUUGGGGGAGGGGAGUGGCAGAACUUUCCCUCCAGGGGAGAGUUCCCUUUCUGUAAGGUGAAGAAAGGGUGGGGAUAUUUUUUAGUUGGUGAUUUUACAUUUACCUGUACAUACUUUUUCAAGAUUGGUCAUUUUUAUAACCACAGUUUUCCUGAAAGUUUCAAUUCGUCAGUAUGAAGGAAAUGAACCAAGUAGACUUAAUUAUGCAGUAAAUAACAGGACAAGCGAGUACAACUCUAACUGACAUCCUACAAAGUAUUUUUGAUUUCCAGGUUUGUAUGAUGUCAUUUUUAACCCUACACUUGCAAAAGCUUCCACUUAAUACAUUUUAAACGAUGUCCCCCUUUCUCAAUUUUCAUUCUGUUAGCUCUCUUGAAGUGAUGCUGUUUAACAUAAAUUGUACUGUUGAAUUUGGCUUUACGGGUGUAAACGCUGAUGGCAUAUCAGUAUCUGAGACCCCAAACCUCCAAACACUGAUGGUGCAUUUUGUUCUUUAAGUAAAAUCUGUGUAAUAAAAUAACAGACUGUCUGCAAAA